Molecule: messenger RNA, 934 nt
Organism: Camarhynchus parvulus
Lineage: Eukaryota; Metazoa; Chordata; Aves; Passeriformes; Thraupidae
Gene: LYPD3
Product: LY6/PLAUR domain containing 3
Exons: 5
Coding region: 1-807 (268 amino acids)
Cellular component (GO): plasma membrane
Source: RefSeq, a predicted model, not a curated record
AUGGGGGGGGCGCGGCCGCUGCUGCUGCUGCUGCUGCUGCUGCUGCCAGGAUCUCUGGGGCUGCGCUGCCUCGGCUGCCGUGAGGAUGAUGAUGGCGGCGAUGGCGGCUCCUGCGGUGACGUCACCGAUGUCACCUGUCCCGACAGCGACGUCUGCGGGGAGGCCCUGGCGGCCGUGACCUGGAGCCACGGCCAGCUGACCCUGGGCUGGCGUGGGUGUGGCCGGGGUGAGCCGGGCUCGCUGGCCCGGGCGCUGACCCUGCCCGGCCUCGUGGCCUUCGUGCGGCGCCGCAACUGCCGGGGGGAGGCGUGCAACGAGGAACUGCCCCUGGGGGGGCCACAGGAACCGCCCCCGACCGCCAACAGCUCCGCCCCCUCCCCCAACGGCGUGCGCUGCUACGGGUGCCCGGCGGCCGGGCCCUGCCCCCCCACCGCCAUCGUCCAUUGCUACGGCGACCUCCGCGCCUGUUUCCAUGGCAACGUCACCCUGCGCGCAGGUAACGUCACCUUGUGGCGGGAGCUGCGCGGCUGCGUCCCCGAGGGCGACUGCGCCCCCGAGCGCCAGCGGCGACGCCGACGCCGCCCUGGCCGGCUCCUGCUGCCGCGGCGACCUCUGCAACGACAAGAUGGCCGACAGGAGCUUGUUCUCGCCCGAUCUGCCCCGGCUGGAGCUGCUGCCGCACGGCCACGCCCCCACGGCCCCGCCCGACAACGCCACGGCGGACGGGGGCGGGAAAAACGGCACCCGCGGCAAGAUGGCCGCCACUGCCGCCGGUGGUGGUGGUGGUGGCAAUAUGGCCGCCGGUGAUCACGUGGGCGCGGGUGAUGGGAAAACGGCAGCACCCGAGCGGGACGUGGGCAGCGGGGGCAAGAGGGCCGCUGGGGGCAAGAUGGCCGCUGGGGGCAAGAUGGCUGACGGGGGCAAGAUGGCCGCG